AUGGUUGUGCAGGUGAACAAGGAAGAGAAGAAAGGGACAAAAAUUGUGCUCACAAAGCCGUUGACUUUUGAAGGGGAAUCUGAUUCAGACGAGGCUUAUAGAGCCCCUAAUCUUUUGCAACGUAUACUAAGUUUAUUCAAGAAUGUACGGCCAGGAUCUGAUCUCACACGCUUCCAGCUGUCACCUAUGUUUAACAUACCAAAGUCACAACUUCAGUGCUAUGGUGAAUCGGUGUAUUGCAAUGCUUUGGACUUGCUAAGCAUGUGCAACAGUGGGCAGAGUCCGCUUGAUAGGUUCAUAUCUGUGGUAGCAUGGUGCAUAUCUACAACACGCCCUGCCACUUUUGGUGUUGCUCCUUAUAAUCCCAUUCUUGGUGAGACACACCAUGUUUCAAAGGGAAAUCUUAAUGUGUUAUUGGAGCAGGUUUCACACCACCCUCCAGUAACUGCCCUCCAUGCAACAGAUGAGAGGGAAAACAUAGAAAUGAUAUGGUGCCAGCAACCUGUUCCAAAGUUUUAUGGUACAUCAGUUGAAGCUCAAGUGCAUGGUAAACGGCAACUGAAGCUCCUAAAUCAUGGUGAAACAUAUGAAAUGAAUUGUCCUCACCUUUUAUUUAGAAUUCUUCCGAUUCCUGGAGUUGAUUGGGUUGGUCCAGUUAAUAUACGGUGCCUAGAGACUGGCCUAGUAGCUGAGUUGUCCUUCAGAUCAAGUCAUUCUUUUCUAGGCCUCGGAGGAAAUCAUAAAGUGAUCAAAGGGAAGAUCAUUGACUCUUCAUCUUUGAAAGUUUUAUAUGAAGUUGAUGGUCAUUGGGAUAGGAUUGUACAAUUGAAGGACAAAAAUAAUGGGAAAGUGAGAGUAAUAUAUGAUGCAAAGGAAGUAAUUUCAGGUCUCCAAACUCCUAUUCUCAAGGAUGCAGAGUGUGUGUGGCCAACAGAAUCAGCCCAUGUAUGGAGUGAAUUGAGCCAAGCCAUUAUGAGCAAAGAAUGGGAAAAAGCAAGAGAAGCAAAGCAAGCAGUGGAGGAAAGACAAAGGGAGCUCACGAAAGAAAGAGAGUCAAAAGGAGAAACUUGGGUUUCUAAGCAUUUUAUGGUAUCUUAUAGCAAAGAUGUAGGGUGGGAAUGUUCACCUAUUCAUAAAUGUGUCUCAGUUGCCCCUAUUGUAUCUGAAUAA
Gastrolobium bilobum is the source of this 1170-nucleotide messenger RNA. Its product is annotated as oxysterol-binding protein-related protein 4C-like. The transcript is spliced from 6 exons. NCBI's taxonomy places the organism in Eukaryota, Viridiplantae, Streptophyta, Magnoliopsida, Fabales, Fabaceae. Gene Ontology annotation, molecular function: sterol binding. The record is from RefSeq and is a predicted model, not a curated record. Gene Ontology annotation, cellular component: cytosol; intracellular membrane-bounded organelle; membrane. The coding region runs from base 1 to 1170 and encodes 389 amino acids.